This is a messenger RNA of Hemisphaericaspora subhashii, 786 nucleotides long. RefSeq lists its product as uncharacterized. Lineage: Eukaryota; Fungi; Ascomycota; Pichiomycetes; Serinales; Debaryomycetaceae. The coding region runs from base 1 to 786 and encodes 261 amino acids. The transcript has a single exon. The record is from RefSeq and is a predicted model, not a curated record.
AUGUUCGGACAACCAUUAGCAGUUAUAGAUGAAAAAGAACCCCUUGACUUCCAUCAUCAGAAAUCAUCCAAAAAAUCAACAAUUCUAAAAUGGACAAUACCAAUUUGUAUGGUAUCAUUAAUAUAUAUCUUAUAUUCAACAAAUACAUUUCAACAGAAUCACGAAUUAUCAUAUUUCAGUACUGCUCAGGAAAAAGGGGGAAUAGUGGGCUCGGUACCACAACAUGAAAGCCCAUUGAAGGUUAAAAGAGCAGAUACUACUACAUCUGAUACAACUAAUACUGAUAAGACAACAGAGACCACUGGAAAAACAACUACGACCGACUCGAAACAAACAACCACUAACACAGAUACAAAGGCCACCACCACUUCCAACAACAAGCAAACCACCACCACUGGCAAGAACUCAGAAACCACCACCACCGGUAAGAGUUCAGAAACAGCCUCCCAGAAACAAGACAGUAAAACCACCAGCGAUAAGUCACAAGAUAGCAAAAAGACCACAACUAGCCAAGAUUCUAAAUCAAAAGAAACAUCCUCUAGUAAGACCACCACCUCAACCACGAGCGACAGUACAACCACCACCAGUCAAACCUCACAAACAACCUCAACUUCGACUUCUGCUCCAGUCCCAUUCUAUGAUCAAGCAGGGUUGAGAUUCAUGUUUGUGGUAUUUGGUUUUGUUUUUUUGAAUAUGUUUGCUAUUUGUGUUCAUCAUGUUUAUAUGUUGGCUACCAGAUCUGCAAAUGCUUAUAAAACUGUGGCAGAUGAUAUAUCACCCUUCUAG